This is a messenger RNA of Maylandia zebra (zebra mbuna), 2498 nucleotides long. RefSeq names its product fibrocystin-L-like. NCBI's taxonomy places the organism in Eukaryota, Metazoa, Chordata, Actinopteri, Cichliformes, Cichlidae. The record is from RefSeq and is a predicted model, not a curated record.
CUGUACGAUAUGUUUUAUAAAUGAAACGUGGAAUAACAUGACAAUAACAGAAUAACAUGAAGACCACUUCAAGAGCACAUUGUGCAAGUGGAGAAUGAUUGCACUUUAAUGCAAAUUUAAUCCAACGGUCAUGAAACGGUGUGAAAAAGUCAAAGGCUACACAAAGACCAUAUUUACUGAAGGACUGAACAAAUGCAAAACGUGUAUAACUUUGCAUACUUUAGCUUUUUAUAGCUCCACUUCUUCCUCCACAUGUUCAUCGCUAAUUACGUCCCGUGUUCAUGGAGCCAUUAUUUAUCACGGUUUUUGACUCACUUUCGCUUUUGUUUUUAAAUGCAGACAUCUUGAAAAUCUGAUAAAUGCAGCAAAAACUUCUUCCAGUCUCCUCCCAGUUUCAGGUGAGGGGCGGGACCCUGAGCACGUUAUAAAAAGGUAGUGCGCGUCCCUGAACUGACAGUUUCCCAAUCAACAGGUAAACAAAAUUUUCUCACAGCAGUACUUUUGUGUCACGUGAUUCACAAUCGGUCGAGAGAGGGGCGCAGGUGAGGCAGCAAAGUAACCUGGGAGCUCUUCAGGAUGGAGGUCAAGUGGAAGGCCGCAGCUCUCCUCUUCGCUCUUUGGUGUUGCUGCGAUGCUCAGCGCAUAACCUCCGUGUCCCCACGCAUAGGAAGCGUCAAUGGAGCCACACGACUCACCAUUCAAGGAGAUGGUUUUGCACAGGAGCGGCAGUUCCAGCUGAAUCCAGUAGACGACAUGUUUGGAAACCGUGUGACCCUGGUGUCAAACACCCUGUCAGUCCCCUGUGAUGUGGAGAGAGACUCCACACACCGCAACCAGAUUAUGUGCUACACCAGACGCCUCGCUGCUGUGCUGCCUUACUGCUGUGCUGUCUCGCUGGUGCCAUUAAAGGACAAGCGGCUGCCAUCCAUUCAUCCAUCCGGACUUCGAUUAUUUGGACCGAAGUACUCACACACACGCCCGCACUCAGUGCCAUACACUCUCUUUAUUUUGCUGGCCAGCUAACAUCAUUGUUUUUUUUUUCUUUUUGCAUUCACAAAGACUAUCCAAAGACAUUUUGGUUAUUGUCAAAUAGACACUCUCUGAUUACGGACUGAGGAGGUUGUGGUGUUACAACCCCAGGACUGAGAAAAAGGACUCUUUACAUAAUAUAUUCACUUGUCUCCUGGUUAAGAGAAGUGACUAUUGAUGGAAAUAUUUUUCUUCUUCUUGUCUUUAUUUACAUUGUAUCCCAAAGAAGUUUUAAGUUGUUCAGGUUGAAACAUUUGCACUUAAAGUCUGUUAAGUUUCCUUUGAUGUAUCAGUGUCAAGCUGAUGUUUAAGAGGGUAUGUUAAGGACAGAUGUGCUCCAGUCCAUCCAAUCCUUUAAAGUGCUGGACACCGAUGGUAAAUUGCCAUCAGACCCUAAAUAAAUUGUCCUCUGCUGUUAUCCAUAUUGCUUCACUCAUUCUUUGGUGAGUAGACGUAUUGGUUACAACUAAAAGUAGUAGGAAAAAUUGGCGCCCGAACAGGGACUUGAGCGCAUCACUAACUUUAUCCUGAAGCACAUGCACAGACAUCUGUGAAUUCAUCGACUGCUUUGCAGAGAGAGACAAUGGAGUUUUGUGACAGGUAUGGUUUUGAUCCAGAGUACACUGUUUUGUUAAAAGGGGCUAAAGCCAAGAUUAAACUACAAGAGGUGCAAAGAGCAUUUGCUUUGCUGGAUCUCGUUGUCAAAAUUCAACAAAUAGAUAGUCUCCCUGACACGAUUUUGUGUCAGUUCAUGGAGUGCAUUACCCCAAUGCUCUUAGAUGGAGAACAUUCAGCAGAUGGGGAGUGUUGGGAGGUUAUUCAGAUAGAUGAGUACUGUCCUCAGGGACCUGACAGUUUUCACCUGGCGCAUGAUGUGGUCCCCCUCGCUCGAGCAAUUGAUGAUGUGACUGCUAGUUUCAGAGAACAAGUGAACGAACUGGCAUUAGCAUAUAAUGUGAGCCCCAUGACUUUAAAUCAGGCUGCAGUGAGCCACAUGUGUGGGAAAAAUGAUACAUAUAAGGGGUUAGCUACCUCAACUCCUACCUUGGGAGUUAAAACUCAGUCCACACCCGGUCCCAGGUCAACUGCCGCCUGUGAUGAUGGCCAUGUGCCCAAGGCUAAACAGGCACUUGAUGCGGACUCCCUGCUUGUUGAUCCUGUGCCAGCGGAGGUUCAGAGAGUUAUCGUGGAGCACAUUGUAAAACAUGACUCACCCAUGCAUACUCCCUCUGCUUUUGAGCUCCGCUCAUUUUCAGGAAAUUCUCCAAAACCCCCUAAUGAGGUAGAGUACAGGGUAUGACGACUUAGAGUUAAACAGGUACUAAAUGACUCUACCCUUUCCGAAGGGCAGCAGCGCCGUGUUUUCCUCGAUAGCUUGGCUAGCCCUGCUUUGAAUGUAGCCCUUUCUAUUGGGUCUCAAGCACCACCAAAAGACUACCUGGAUGAGCUCGACAAGGCUUAUGGCAAUG